Parascedosporium putredinis is the source of this 465-nucleotide messenger RNA. Lineage: Eukaryota; Fungi; Ascomycota; Sordariomycetes; Microascales; Microascaceae. The record is from the annotation of a GenBank genome assembly.
AUGAGCUCAGACAACGGGUACGAUGCGGGAAAUAAUACUCAGCUGCCACCAGAGGUAAAUGGCGACGGAGACUAUAUCGAUGGCCAAAGCGAAUUCGAGUUUAGCGACUUCGACGAACCUCAGCUCAAUGGAAACUCCCACUAUAUCCAAGCCAGAGAUAGGCCUCCAGACACAACGUUUGAACUCCGCGCGAGCGAUGUCCCUUGCGGUCAUUGCAUCGAAAAGAUAGACUUGGACCACUUUUCAUGGCCUUGCCACUUCGCAGAAGAUGAGGGCAAGUGCCUAGGUUGCACAGCCUCGGGCACAGAAUGCGUAUACCCGAACUUGGCCUUGUUCAUUCCCAUCGUUGAGUUUGCCACGGCCCUGGACGACUGGGAGGCGGACCCAACUAUCCUGAACGCAGAGGCACGCAGCCCCGCCCUUUUUCAAAUCCGUCGAUCGAGCUCUAACCAGUCGCUAUAUUGA